Brassica oleracea var. oleracea is the source of this 1908-nucleotide messenger RNA. RefSeq names its product type I inositol polyphosphate 5-phosphatase 1. Gene Ontology annotation, biological process: phosphatidylinositol dephosphorylation. Gene Ontology annotation, molecular function: phosphatidylinositol-3,4,5-trisphosphate 5-phosphatase activity; phosphatidylinositol-4,5-bisphosphate 5-phosphatase activity; inositol-polyphosphate 5-phosphatase activity. The record is from RefSeq and is a predicted model, not a curated record. The transcript has 10 exons. The coding region runs from base 103 to 1701 and encodes 532 amino acids. Lineage: Eukaryota; Viridiplantae; Streptophyta; Magnoliopsida; Brassicales; Brassicaceae.
CACCGAAGGUCGUGAAGUCAUUUUUUCUUCUUGCAACCUCUUCUUCUUCUUCUCUGGCUCAUUUGGGUUUUUGAUUAUACAGACGCGACCAGACCAGAAUAUAUGGCGGUAGUAGGAUCACAGUCGCGGCGAGCAGAGAUGAAUUGGGCGACGAUAUGCUGCUCAGCCUUCUCCUGUCUCCAGCUCUACUGGGCACGUCUUGUCAUUCGCAAAUGGCUCAACGUUUCUUCCUUUGAUUCCGAUUAUAGCGCCGAUACUGACGACGACAGACUCUCCCUUUCCGGCAGCCAAGAUUUUGAUCCACGUAGCUCUGGUGCCACCAAAGAUGAUGAUGAUACUGAUGAUUGUCCGAAGCUUAGAAGACGCAAUUCAGAAACUUUCAGGGUUCAGUAUAUUGACACACAAGCAGUCAGAAUCUGUGCCGGGACAUGGAAUGUUGGAGGAAGAGUUCCACCUGCUGACUUGGAUAUCGAUGGUUGGCUUGACACUCUUGAACCUGCCGACAUUUAUGUUCUUGGUCUUCAGGAAAUCGUUCCCUUAAAUGCUGGAAACAUUUUUGGUAUUGAGGAUGCCCAGCCUGCUUCUGAAUGGGAGAACAUCAUACGUGAUGCUUUAGACCGAGUUCGACCUAGAAAGCCCAAGAUUCUAUGUCACAGUGAUCCUCCCUCUCCCUCAAUGUUUAAGCCAUACAAAGAGGUCUCUCACAACGUACACGAUAUCGUAAGUGAAGAAUCACUUACUAACAUAGAAGUUUUGGAUUCCACCAAUGACAACGCAUCACCAUCAAUGCAAAUUAAUAGUGAUUCCCAAAGGGAUGAAAGGUUUAGUUACAAUGAAAGAGUUGGUCUGAGCUGGCCAGAACCUCCUUUAAAGCUGCUCAAUCAAUAUGUCUUGGAAAGACGUGGUGGUGCCUUCAAGUCACUGAAUCUGAGAAAACCAGCGUAUGUAAGGAUCGUGAGCAAACAGAUGGUCGGAGUGUUUCUCACCGUCUGGGUUCGGAGGAGCUUGCGCAAGCACAUAAGCAACCUUAGUGUGUCCACUGUUGGUGUUGGUAUUAUGGGAUACAUUGGUAACAAGGGAUCUGUAUCUGUGAGCAUGUCAAUCUAUCAUACACCGUUUUGUUUCCUGUGCUCACAUCUGUCAUCAGGGGAAAAGGAUACAGAUCACCAGAAAAGAAACGAUGAUGUACGUGAAAUUCACAGAAGAACGCUGUUUCAUCCCCAUUCUUCAAGUGCCAGUGUUCUUCCAAGAAGCAUCCGUGAUCAUGAAAGAGUAAUCUGGCUGGGAGAUCUGAACUAUCGGAUUAACUUGUCGUAUGAGAAGACACACGAGCUUAUUGCAAGAAAGGAAUGGCAGAGGUUACUUGAGAAUGACCAGCUUUCAAACGAAAUGAGAAAAGGCAAUGUAUUCGAAGGAUGGUCAGAGGGGGUUUUAUGUUUUCCACCGACAUACAAAUACGAAAUUGACUCAGAAAACUACAUUGGAGAUGACCCGGAAUCAGGAAAACGUAGACCGGCCUGGUGUGACCGCAUCAUUUGGAAAGGGAAGGGAAUGAAGCUUCUUAGUUACAGAAGGAAUGAGAUUAAGCUAUCGGAUCACCGGCCUGUCACAGCCACGUUUUUGGCCGAGGUUGAGGUUUUGUCUCCAUGGAAACUGCAGCGUGCCCUUGCACUCACUUAUGCCGAGAUCCAAAGCCAGUAAGCUUGUAAGGUCGCCUAAAAACCCUCUAAGGUCAGAUCAAAUUUGUACAAACUCCCUCUUCUGUAAGAGGACACCACAUUAUUAUUUGCAGUUUGUGUAUUAUCAUUAGAGGAAUGUAUAAUAGUGUGCAGGCGAGAAAUACAGAUAAUAUUUGAAGAUAAGAAGACCGCAUUUCAUGUAGAUAUAUUUCAUUUUGCUUCACCUUCA